This is a messenger RNA of Dictyostelium discoideum AX4, 192 nucleotides long. Its product is annotated as hssA/2C/7E family protein. Bases 1 to 192 code for a protein of 63 amino acids. NCBI's taxonomy places the organism in Eukaryota, Evosea, Eumycetozoa, Dictyosteliales, Dictyosteliaceae. The record is from RefSeq and is a predicted model, not a curated record. The transcript is spliced from 2 exons.
AUGACAAUCUUUGAUUCAAUUGCUUUAAUUUCAAAAUCAUCAAAAAGUGGUCUCACUUCUGGUAAUACUACCUCAAAAUUAAAUGGUAUAACUGUUGGUGGUAAUAAUGUAUCCAGUGUUAAUUGUGGUGGAUGUGGAGGUUAUACUAACAAUGAACCUUCAUUGUAUGGAGGUAAUUGUGGAUGUAACUAA